AGAGGUGGGGAGGGGCCGGAGGGGGCGCCCGCCAUAUUCAAGCUGCGCGCGGUUGAGGUGGCGGUUGGGAGCGCGCGGCGGGUCGUUGCUUGGUGUCGGCAUGGAGGCGUUCACCUUUCCCCGCUACAGCCCCGAGGACAUCAUCAGCUACCUGCGCAGCCACAUCCUGGCGGGCUCUGAGGCCCGCAACCUGGUCAAGGAGGACGUGUUCGACAACCCCAAGCCUGAUGUUUUACGCAUGAUUUACAUGAGAAUCCUGCAGAAGGUGUAUGGGAUCAGCUUGGAGCAUUUCUACAUGAUGCCUGUCAACACUGAGAUAACGUAUCCACAGUUAUUUGAAGGCUUUCUACCUGUUUGUAAUUUGUAUGUUCACAUGCAGCGCUUACUUUCGGUGUGCCAGAUUACCGAUUUUCAAAUUGAUGAUAUCUUAAACCCAAAAACAAAGAGGACAGCUCGCUUUUUGAGUGGCAUUCUCAACUUCGUGAAUUUCAGAGAAUUCCGACGUGAGGCUUACUUGGAGUUACAGCAGAACUAUAAACUGGCUAUGGAGAAACGCCAACAACUGGAGGCUGCAAAUCAGGAGGCAGCAAUGAAACUGGAGAAACUGAACACCAUUCCAGUUGAACAUCAAGCAGAGGUCAAGCAACUGACAGAAGAUAUUAGAGAGCUGGAGCAACUACUAAGGCAAGACUAUCGUCGGAAGCAAACAGCUUUGCAAGAAGUGAUUUCGCAAAAGAAGACGGAUAUUGCAGAGAGGACCCGAAAGCUGAAUGAGCUUAAAGUGACGAUGGCUACUUUGAAAGAAGAACAAGAGCAGCUGAAAUCAAAAAUAGUGGAGAGUCCAGAGGAACUGAAAAAUUACAAAGAACUGAUGAAAGAGACUGUUAAAAAACUCAAGAAAUCCAAGCAAGAAGUUAUUGAGAAAUAUGAAGUUUAUAGAGACCUAGUUGAGGUUCUGCCAUCAUGCCAACAAGAGGUGCAGUUAUAUCAAAAGAAGAUGGAAAGACAAGGAGCAAAUGUGGAGAGACUGGCCAGUGUCUUAGCAGAGGUCAGAAAUCUGGAGGACCAGCUUGAGAAUGCACACAUAGAACUGAAAAAGGCGAAGACAGAUGAAAUGUCCUUAAAGAGACUAGUCACUGCAAAACAUGAGAAGCUGUCUACACUUGAAAUAAGGAGAGAAAAGAAGCGUGAAGAAGUUGAGCAAUAUAAGCACACUGUAUUUGAAUAUUGUGACAAACUGCAGGAGAAGAGGGGUGCUGUCUGUGAUAAAGUGACAGCUAUUGAAAAGGAAAAACAACAUACAAGAUUCAAAAUUCAGCAGUUGAAGGAGAAUGCUGAAAAAGAAGAAAUGAAAGCCAAGGAAAUAUCCCGAAAUCUGAAGGCUGGGUUGGAGAAGUUUCAUGAAUCUCUCAUUAAGACAGCAGAAAGUUAUGCAACCUCAAGAGAAGAAAAAAUUGCUGAACUGAAGGGGCUGCUUGGACUUCAGACUUCUGGAAGUAGUUCUUAGACCUGUUUUCACUUGUAUUCCACUUGUAUUCUCAUGUCAGUCCAGUCUAUAUCCCAGCUGGACAAGAUACAAGAAGCCAAGCAUUCCUUCUUUAACUGCUCUGAUAAUUUUUGGGUUGUUGGUUAGCUUUCCCUUUUGGUGAUGCUGUACACAUUCAAAGUGAACUCCUUUGAAUUGGUAUUGUAUAAGUAGAACAGUGAUAUCUACUUUCUCAUGAAGACAGGUUGGAGGUUGUGUUCCGCAGCCUGGAUGUUACAGCAGCUAUUGGGAAAGAGAUUCUCAAAAGCUUCGAAUAGAUGCUAGAAGGAAUUAAUCCAGCCAGCAUGUGAUUUUGAUGGGAUAAACUUACUGUCCUUCAGGUAACUGUUUAUAAAUAUUAAGAUACUUUCUCUAGGGAGAUCAUGCUUGCUUAUCCCAGUGAUUAGGAAUUUGCAGGACAAUGAAAAUGCUAUGUUCUGGUUCUUCCUCUUGGGUUUUGCAACACCAGCUGUUGGGUAAAAUGCUGCAAUUCAUGAAGAAGCAAAACUUAUGGUUUCCAGUGUCAGGUUUAUGUAUUUCCAGUAUGAUUUUGUGCCUUCAGAAUGGCUGAUUUGUUUGUAGCUAACAUACCUAUAAAUAAAGCUGUAUUUUAUCUAGAGAGAAA
This is a messenger RNA of Columba livia (rock pigeon), 2150 nucleotides long. RefSeq names its product NUF2 component of NDC80 kinetochore complex (gene NUF2). Lineage: Eukaryota; Metazoa; Chordata; Aves; Columbiformes; Columbidae. Gene Ontology annotation, biological process: meiotic chromosome segregation; mitotic spindle organization; attachment of mitotic spindle microtubules to kinetochore. The record is from RefSeq and is a predicted model, not a curated record. Gene Ontology annotation, molecular function: protein-containing complex binding. Bases 101 to 1507 code for a protein of 468 amino acids. The transcript is spliced from 13 exons. Gene Ontology annotation, cellular component: kinetochore; Ndc80 complex.